Messenger RNA from Guillardia theta CCMP2712, 1284 nucleotides. RefSeq lists its product as hypothetical. The transcript has a single exon. Gene Ontology annotation, cellular component: cell surface; extracellular region. The coding region runs from base 1 to 1284 and encodes 427 amino acids. Gene Ontology annotation, molecular function: beta-glucosidase activity. Lineage: Eukaryota; Cryptophyceae; Pyrenomonadales; Geminigeraceae. Gene Ontology annotation, biological process: glucan catabolic process. The record is from RefSeq and is a predicted model, not a curated record.
AUGCCAGCGCCUCUUCGUCGGACAGGUUUCUCCCUGCUGCGGCUCUUGGGCCUCGUCCUCAGCCCUUGCCAUCUCCUACCGGCGUCUUCUGGUAUCCUUGGAGCAUCUGCAAGCUCUUCAUCAGCCCCCAUCACCGCUGCCGACUACCAGGCAAGAAUUGGCUGGGGGUUUGACACUGAUUUCUUCAAGUCCACGACGGGCUUGAAGAAAUAUGAUCCAAAGAUCAUGGUUGACCUCAAAGCUAAGGGAGUGAAGAAUCUCCGACUCCGAACUCGAGGAGACAUCUUUGGAUUCAACUCUGCCACUGAGGUUGUGGACAGCGCGAGUUUGCAGGAGCUGGUGAAGGGGUACAGAACCGUCCUGCCUGACAUGUACGCGAACGGUAUCUUCCCUAUCAUCUCAUGGAUCAACGAUGCAUCAGAAGUGCAGGCAACGGACGCCCAAGGCGACAACUUCGUGGAGUGGUGGGGGAAGGUGGCAGAAGAGCUUAAGGAUGAGCCCUACGAGCUCUCAUUCAACCUCUUCACCGAGAUAGGAGACGGCAACCUCAAGGACGACCCGGCCAAGUACAACGACUGGACUCGUCGCGCCAUUUCCGCCAUCCGCAGCACGGGAGGCAACAAUGGGAAUCGUGUGAUCAUCCUUGGAGCACCGGCAAAGGACGCGGACUCGCUAUCAAGAAUCGACGCGUCGAUCACUACCGGCCAGCAGUAUCUCAUGGCAGAGUGGCACCUGUACGCAUCCGGACCAAACAAACAAGUGGAUGGGCAGAAGUACUGGGCGGGGACUGGGAGCAGUGAGGACCGUGAGCGGGUGAACAAGGUCUUUCGAGACGCCAUGGCAUGGACGGCUUCCACGGACAUCCCGACCUGGAUCGGAGCAUGGAUGCCAUAUGACAACAUCGGGGCCACACUGAGCCAGGAAGAAGUGGAAGCGUUUGCCUGCUACUUUGCAAGCGUCGCACGGGACAACCACAUCCCUUGGUCCAUGAACAAGCUCGACAAUUUCUAUGAUGUGCGCCAGAAAUCUUGGGUGCAAACCCAAGACAUCGGGAGAUCGGACGCUCCUGUCACCCUCAGCAUGCCCCCGAUCCUCGAUGCCCUUCAGUGUUCUUCAGCUCCUCCUUUGCCACUGACAAAGUCGAACGCUGACAUCUAUCUUGCGCAAAGACGUGUGGAACAAAGCAGGGCAAGAUCGCAAGAUCGUCACAGGAUCCAUAGAAGUUUCAUGAUCGGUGACCCUGCCGCUGCAGCUGCCGUGACUCGGGCCAUGGAACCAGAGUAA